GUACUUAUAUAUAAUAAUAUAAGUACUGUUUAUACAAACUGACAUUCCAGCUUACACUUAAUAAUUAAUGUGAUAAUAAAGAUGCUGACAUUAUUGAUACUUUUAAUUAACAUACACAGACCACUUGGUACAUCUUGAGGUUAAAUCCCUGGCAUUUGACACUUUGAAGUUACAACUGGAAUCUCACUAGGAGGCACACUCUAAUCUUUUCUUAAUCAGAUACAUGUCAUAAACAAUCACAGUUGGUGAAGAAAUGCAGAUUAUGAUACCAGAUCUUAUAGAAAAUAAUUACACAACAAUUAGUACAUUAUCUAAAGGUCAGUGAGGCCAGACUCCUCCCAUUGUUGAUUGAUGUACCCUAUCUGUGUGUGAAGCCAUAUGCAUGGUCUUUGUAUAAUCACUUUCUUGGUUCAUAGCAGGCUUGACUAGUUGAUAUAGUUUUACAGUGCUAUUAUUUAAUUUAUUAUUCAAUUUAAACAACUACUUAUAACUUGGAUUACUUUAUUCACUCGUGACAUAAUGUCUGGCAGAGGAAAAGGUGUUCGCACAAGAAGGAAUAGAGUUACUCCAUAUGCAAAUUCAGCUAUUUCUGAUAGACAAUGGGAUUUAAACAAUCCAUCCAACUGGACUUCACAAAAAUUUCGAGAAGAAUUGGACAAAAAAGGCAUAAAAACUCCAAGUUCUUUACCCAAAUCGGUAUUAAAACAACUAUAUAUCGAAAAUUCUAACACAAGUGGGAUUACUACACCACAAAUUCAACAAAACAGGACUAUUUCUGACAAUGAUACAUCCAAUCUGUUGAGUACAGAACCUGAAGUAGCUGUAACAGACAGUGGGACCAAUGUACAACCCUUAGCCUCUUUGGACAUAAACAAUAUUCCUGUUCCCAAUACUUCCUUGGCAGAACAGGACACAAUGAGUGUAAACCAUCAAGUAACAAGCAACAAUACAGGUGGAAUUACCAAUGACAUUCCAAUGCAGAACUCUAAUUUCAACAGUAUGGCUACAAUGUCUACCAUGCUGGCACAUUGUUUCAGUGGCUUUCAACAAAGUUUGAAUCAUUUUAACCAGAAUUUAAACAAAGGGACCAAUACUGACAGCAGUGGAUUCAACCUUCAGCAAUGGUAUAAAGCUCAAAGUUCUACAACUAAUCACAUGGAUCAAGUUCCGAAUAUUCCCAUAUUUCAAACAGGAUUACAACAGGAUUUGAUUUAUCCGUCUCCAACCGUACAGCAGUUAGAUGCCCGAGACUCAUCUUCUCAACAUGGAUUUCAAGGAGUGCGCUCAGAUUCUUUUUCAAAUGUGGAUAUCAUUUCUCCUAUUCUUCAAAAACAGAUCAUUGAGGAUGGACCGUUUCCGCAGGCUGGCUCCAAAUGCAGCACUUCAACCUCAUCAGUGCCCACCCAGUUCAGAAGUAAUGUGGUCCUGAACAAAAUAGUUCAUCAACUUUGGGAUAUUGCUAUUGCAAGCAAAACAAGAAGUGCAUAUGAAACUGGAUUUAAACAUUUUGAGAGAUUUAUGUUGCUGAACAAUUUUAAAUUUAAUUAUCUACCACCUAUUUCAGAAGACAUUUUGAUUUAUUUUACUGCAUAUUGUUUUCAUUUUUUGAAACUACAGUAUUCUACCAUAAAAUUGUAUUUAUGUGGAAUAAGAUACAAAUAUUUAAAAAAUAAUUGUAAGGAUCCCUUAGAAUCUGACAACAACACACCCUUAGAUAGACUCUCCUACAUUUUGAACUCUGUCAAAAAACUUCAAAAACCAAAUAACAAGAAAAGAUUACCUAUCACUUUCGAAAUUUUAGAGAAAAUUAUAUUUCGUCUAAGGCAAGGUGUGUUUACCCCUUUUAUUGAUUUAAUGCUAGAAGCAGUAUGUACUGUAGGUUUUUAUGGCUUUAUGAGAUGUGGAGAAUUUACUGUCUUGAAAGCCAACCAAUUUGACCCAUCUGUUAAUUUAUGUAUUGGAGAUAUUAUUUUGCAUAAAGAUAUGAUAAUUUUGAAAUUGAAACAGUCUAAAACAGACCCUUUCAGGAAAGGUGUAGAUAUUCAACUCCAUAAAGUAAAAAAUCAAAUUUGUCCUUUUAAAAUCUUAGUCAAAUAUUUACAAGUUAGAGAGAGUCUUAAACAAGGUCUCCCAUCUGAUCCACUUUUUAUCUCACAAAAUGCUUUGGCAUUAGAAAGGAAUUAUUUCAUUAAUUGUAUAAAACAAGUACUUAGUAUAUGUGGCUUCAAUCCUGAUCACUAUAAUGGUCAUAGCCUACGCAUAGGAGCUGCCACUACUGCAGGUAAAGCACAUAUUGAAGACCAUUUGGUCAAAACACUAGGACGCUGGUCCUCUGAUAGUUACUGCAGGUAUAUAAGAGUGUCAUCUACUUCAAUUAAAUAUGCACAAGAAUUGUUAGGAAAAUAUUAACAUGAACAUAAUAAUGUCUUUAGAAUGCAGAUCUACACAUUCAUGUACAUAGAUUUUUCCAUUGUUAUUUUUUAUAUAUAUAUUUUUUUUCUUUUUUUUUUCUUUCUCAUGACUUUAUUGAAGGUGAAAAAAUCUUAAUCCUAAAUCCUUGGGGGCACUCAGCUGUUUCCAUCUGAGUUUUUGGACCUUGAUGGAAUUUUAUCACUGGUUAUUUCUAAAAUUUCAUUCAUCCCCAAGCAUUUCGGGGAAAAAUUUUAUCAAAUUUAUUCCAGCGCCAGUUUGAUAGACCCCUGCUACUUCACAAGUACAUGGGCUAUCCCCAUGCAGACCUUGCACACACCGGCUGCAGAUGAGACGCCUAGUCUCAUCACCUAAGUGGAGAACCCUCGCUUCACAUUCCCCGGCUGGCGUAUUGUCGGGCAGGCAGGUUCUUCCUCACACUGGAGGUUGCAAGCUGACUUGCUCAGGCAGGAACUCAAAAUUGUUCUAUAUGCUGAGUGUUUCCCUAAGGCCAAAACCAGAUUGAUUAAUUGUUUUUUAUAAUAAAAUUAUUAUUCAUUCUAAUAUAUCUUUCUGCUUUAAGCCAGUAUGAUUUGCUAAGACCAUGUUUUGGUUUACACACAGAUAUCCCUUAUGUUACAUUUGGUAUUGUUUUUCGGAGCUGGUAUUUGCUCAAUUACAAGGAUGAGAUCUGGACUUUAAUUGAGAUUUGUUCUAUUAUGAGAGUUUUACUUUGAGUAAGUGUAGAGU
Mytilus trossulus (common blue mussel) is the source of this 3159-nucleotide messenger RNA. RefSeq lists its product as uncharacterized. Bases 520 to 2409 code for a protein of 629 amino acids. Lineage: Eukaryota; Metazoa; Mollusca; Bivalvia; Mytilida; Mytilidae. Gene Ontology annotation, molecular function: DNA binding. The record is from RefSeq and is a predicted model, not a curated record. Gene Ontology annotation, biological process: DNA recombination; DNA integration. The transcript is spliced from 2 exons.